AUGAACAAUUUGACUAAAGUCAUAUUUAAUGAAGAUUUUGAUGAAUCUUCAUCAUCUGAUGAUGAUAUCAUCAUAAUGCAACUGUUCACAGCGCAACAACAAAAAAUACAGACGUUAAGCUUAAACCAACCAACCAGACAUGUUGGUUCCACAAGUGGUCGUCGAUACAUUAUUUGUGAAAGGGUCGAAGGCAACGAACAAAUUUAUAUAGAUUAUUUUGAAGAUAAUCCUGUCUAUUCAGAAGAAUACUUCCGAAGAUGUUUUCGAAUGAGGCGGUCAUUGUUUGUUAGUAUCUUACAUGAUAUUCAAGAAGUGAAUACGUACUUUAUCCAAACUCGUGAUGCCACUGGUGCUCCUGGAUUAUCCGGUGUACAGAAUAUGAUUGUAGCGCUUUGGAUCCUACACUACGGUGUGCCUACGGAUGCUGUAGACGAGUACAUUAGAAUCGGCGAAAAUAUCGCUAGAUUAUUGCAAGAGGGAGAGCAAUGCAAGUUUCCUAGAAUGUUAGGGAGUUUGGAUUGUAUGCACUGGCGUUGGGAUAAAUGUCCAACUAUCCAAGCCGGUGCUUACACUAGACACUACCACAAACCAACAGUUGUAGUCGAGGCAGUUGCCACCUGUGACUUGUGGAUUUGGCAUGCUUUCUUUGGCAUGCCUGGCUCUCUAAAUGAUAUUAUUGUUCUUGACUGGUCGCCUUUAUUUGCUAAAUUAACUAGAGGACGUGCCCCUACUACCAACUACACCAUCAAUAAUCACAGGUACACCAUGGGGUAUUAUCUUGCAGAUGGUAUCUAUCCUCGUUGGGCAACGAUUGUGAAAACAAUAUCUUAA
Messenger RNA from Camellia sinensis, 831 nucleotides. RefSeq lists its product as uncharacterized. The record is from RefSeq and is a predicted model, not a curated record. NCBI's taxonomy places the organism in Eukaryota, Viridiplantae, Streptophyta, Magnoliopsida, Ericales, Theaceae.